AUGCGCGGCCCACGGACACGGCUACCGCCGUGUCUCGAGGCGCCGGCGGCCACGGUGGAGCUGGAGCAGGUGCUCUCUAAACGCCCGGACGGACGAGCCAAGUGGCUGGCGAAAGCCUUGGUCCAGGCCUCCGAUGGGCGGAUGGAUUCUCAGAGCUUGUACAGCGUGGUGGCGCACAACCGCUUCAUCGAGGACCUCACCGAGAAGUCGGGGAAGAAGAUGUACCGGGCCUUGCACGCGAACCUUCACGUCUUCUCCUCCAGACAGAGGAAGUUCUUGGAGAAGGCUUGA
Messenger RNA from Durusdinium trenchii, 291 nucleotides. The record is from the annotation of a GenBank genome assembly. Lineage: Eukaryota; Dinophyceae; Suessiales; Symbiodiniaceae.